GAGAGCAAACCCUGGUAUUCACUAUUUCAAGAAGUUAUUUACGGAAGGAUAAAGUGACAUAAGCCUGAGAAAGGAGGCUCCUGGUGUGUGGAAGGAAGGGGGUGAGUGUUGUGCUGCUGCUCGUCUUGCCCUCUACCCCGUGCCCUCCUGUCUGUCAGUGCCGCAGAGAGCGUCAGCCCUUUGGAACAGAAGGGCGAUGUCAGGCUUGGCUGUUGGCAAAGACGUGGAUAAGAGCCAGUGGUUCUAAUGCCAGCGGACCUGACUAGCUACUAUACAACUGUGCAGUAGAAACUAUGCAUAUUUGUUGGUCAGCAAAGCCAAGGAACAAGAGCUAUGGCCUUUGAAAUGGCCUUUGUGAUUCCACGGUAUUUUUCCUGGGUUUUAUCAUGUGGUACCUCCCUUCCAACUCAGCAGCAAUGUGGUACCUUUUACUGUUCAGUGAAGAUUAAGGACGUGCUCUUUGAUCAACAGCCAGAACUUAAAAUCUGUUGGAACAGGGUCAGGGACCAUGUCAUUCGCAGCUGAGGAAGAUGAAAUUUCCAUUUUAUGUGGUGCCUUGUACAGGGAGUGCACUCACUCUUCUAGGAACGUGUGAGUGAGAAAGAGGUUGUGUUUUGCUGACUAGAAACUCACGGUUAUGGCGAGUGACCCAACGUGAUCAGAGGGGCAAGAGAACUCAUGACGGGUUAUACCAUGUUGCGGAAUGGGGGAGUGGGGAAUGGAGGUCAGACCUGCAUGCUGCGCUGGUCCAACCGCAUCCGGCUCACGUGGCUCAGCUUUACACUGUUCAUCAUUCUGGUUUUCUUCCCCCUCAUUGCUCACUAUUAUCUCACCACACUGGAUGAGGCAGAUGAGGCUGGCAAAAGGAUUUUUGGCCCACGGGCGGGUAAUGAGCUCUGUGAGGUGAAGCACGUGCUGGACCUCUGCCGCAUCCGAGAAUCGGUUAGUGAGGAGCUCCUACAGUUGGAAGCCAAGCGGCAGGAGCUGAACAGUGAAAUCGCCAAGCUGAACCUAAAGAUCGAAGCCUGUAAGAAGAGUAUUGAAAACGCCAAGCAGGACCUGCUGCAGCUCAAGAAUGUCAUUAGCCAGACUGAGCAUUCUUACAAAGAGCUGAUGGCCCAAAAUCAGCCCAAACUUUCUUUGCCUAUCCGACUGCUCCCAGAGAAGGAUGACACUGGCCUUCCUCCCCCAAAGGUCACGCGGGGUUGCCGCCUGCACAACUGUUUUGAUUAUUCCCGCUGCCCUCUCACCUCUGGUUUUCCUGUCUAUGUUUAUGACAGUGACCAGUUUGCCUUGGGCAGCUACCUGGACCCCCUGGUCAAGCAGGCUUUUCAGGCUACAGCACGAGCCAAUACUUAUGUUACAGAAAAUGCAGACAUUGCCUGCCUGUAUGUGGUAUUAGUGGGAGAAAUGCAGGACCCGGUCGUGCUGCGGCCAUCUGACCUUGAGAAACAGCUGUAUUCCCUACCACAUUGGCGGACAGAUGGACACAACCACGUCAUCAUCAACCUGUCACGCAAGUCGGACACACAGAAUUUACUAUACAAUGUCAGCACAGGCCGUGCCAUGGUGGCCCAGUCCACUUUCUAUGCUGCGCAGUACAGACCUGGCUUUGACUUGGUGGUCUCGCCGCUGGUCCAUGCCAUGUCAGAACCCAAUUUCAUGGAAAUCCCACCACAGGUGCCAGUGAAGCGGAAAUAUCUCUUCACCUUCCAGGGUGAGAAGAUUGAAUCCUUGAGAUCCAGCCUUCAGGAGGCCCGCUCCUUUGAAGAGGAGAUGGAAGGUGAUCCCCCUGCUGACUAUGACGAUCGGAUCAUUGCCACUCUGAAGGCCGUCCAGGACAGCAAGUUAGAUCAGGUCCUGGUGGAGUUUACCUGCAAAAACCAGCCCAAGCCCAGUCUGCCGACUGAGUGGGCACUGUGUGGGGAGCGGGAGGACCGCCUGGAGUUACUGAAGCUGUCCACCUUUGCCCUCAUCAUCACUCCUGGGGACCCUCACUUGGUUAUUUCAUCUGGGUGUGCCACACGGCUCUUUGAAGCCCUGGAAGUUGGUGCUGUCCCAGUCGUACUAGGGGAACAAGUCCAGCUUCCUUACCAGGACAUGCUGCAGUGGAACGAGGCGGCCCUCGUGGUGCCCAAGCCUCGUGUCACCGAGGUCCACUUCCUGUUACGCAGUCUCUCUGACAGUGAUCUGCUGGCCAUGAGGCGGCAAGGCCGCUUUCUCUGGGAGACAUACUUCUCCACCGCUGACAGUAUUUUUAAUACCGUGCUGGCCAUGAUUAGGACUCGCAUUCAGAUCCCAGCUGCUCCCAUCCGGGAAGAGGUAGCAGCUGAGAUUCCCCAUCGUUCAGGCAAGGCGGCUGGAACUGAUCCCAAUAUGGCUGACAACGGGGACCUAGACCUGGGGCCAGUAGAAACGGAGCCACCCUACGCCUCACCCAAAUACCUCCGCAACUUCACUCUGACUGUCACCGACUUCUACCGCAGCUGGAACUCUGCUCCAGGACCUUUCCAUCUUUUUCCCCACACUCCCUUUGACCCUGUGUUGCCCUCAGAGGCCAAGUUCUUGGGCUCAGGGACUGGGUUUCGGCCUAUCGGUGGUGGGGCUGGGGGUUCUGGCAAGGAGUUUCAGGCUGCACUUGGUGGUAACGUGCCCCGAGAGCAAUUCACAGUGGUGAUGUUGACCUAUGAGCGCGAGGAGGUGCUCAUGAACUCCUUGGAGAGGCUGAACGGCCUCCCGUACCUGAACAAAGUGGUGGUGGUGUGGAAUUCUCCUAAGCUGCCGUCAGAGGACCUUCUGUGGCCUGACAUUGGCGUCCCCAUCAUGGUGGUUCGUACUGAGAAGAACAGUUUGAACAAUCGAUUCUUACCCUGGAAUGAGAUUGAAACCGAGGCCAUCCUGUCCAUUGAUGAUGAUGCUCACCUCCGCCACGAUGAAAUCAUGUUUGGGUUUCGGGUGUGGAGAGAAGCACGGGACCGCAUCGUGGGCUUCCCUGGCCGGUACCAUGCGUGGGACAUCCCUCACCAGUCCUGGCUCUACAACUCCAACUACUCCUGUGAGCUGUCCAUGGUGCUGACAGGUGCUGCCUUCUUCCACAAGUAUUAUGCCUACCUGUAUUCUUAUGUGAUGCCCCAGGCCAUCCGAGAUAUGGUGGACGAAUACAUCAACUGUGAGGACAUUGCCAUGAACUUCCUUGUUUCCCACAUCACUCGGAAGCCCCCCAUCAAGGUGACAUCACGAUGGACUUUCCGAUGCCCAGGAUGCCCUCAGGCCCUGUCACAUGAUGAUUCCCACUUUCAUGAGCGCCACAAGUGUAUCAACUUCUUUGUCAAGGUGUACGGUUACAUGCCCCUCCUAUAUACUCAGUUCAGGGUGGACUCUGUGCUGUUCAAGACCCGCCUGCCCCAUGACAAGACCAAGUGCUUCAAGUUCAUCUAGGGGCAUUGCAGGUUUUGGGGAGAGGAAGGGGAGAGUGAGGGAGAUGGCUCCCAAGGUUCCCAAGGUGUUAAGGACCUUGGGGACAUCCACUGGGUGGGUGGCCCAGACCCUCUGCUGGGAGAGGCAGCAGGAAGAGUGGAAAGGAAAUAGCUGCCUUUUUCUUGAAGUCGGCCACACUGGGCCUGGAAUCCUUGGUCAUCAGACCUGGGGUUUCCACACAGGGCACUGACUGAUAGCGCACACUGAGGACCAUGGGGACUCUGGAGAGUCACUCACUAGUUCAAAAGCCCAGGACAGCUGGUUUGUGGUUUUUAAAUUCAAUAACAACUAUUAUUAUUAUUUAAAAA
Messenger RNA from Ictidomys tridecemlineatus (thirteen-lined ground squirrel), 3785 nucleotides. It is a transcript of the gene Extl3, whose product is annotated as exostosin like glycosyltransferase 3. NCBI's taxonomy places the organism in Eukaryota, Metazoa, Chordata, Mammalia, Rodentia, Sciuridae. Gene Ontology annotation, molecular function: glycosyltransferase activity. Gene Ontology annotation, cellular component: membrane. The record is from RefSeq and is a predicted model, not a curated record.